UGUUGUCCUUUCAUUUUUGCAUGAUUGAGACAAACGAACAGGCUCCAACAUGUCUUUAUUUCCCAGGUAUACGCCAUUUGACUGUGGUAUCUGGGCAAAUCCUGAGCAGACAUUCUGGUUGGAAGUCACUUGAGGUGCCACAGAAGAUCCUGAGGAUUUCUGCAGGAUAAUUAUAAAAGGAGGAAACUUCCCCAGAUCAUACAUCAUAACAGAGAUGCUGACUUCACCUGCUGAGUCCACUGAGGCCGCAGUGAUGACACCAGCUGCCACCAACUCCACCUUCCUGGACUCUGAGUUUCGUUAUAAGCUCUUCCCUGCUUUCUAUAGCAUCAUCUUCAUCCUGGGUUUCUGUGCAAACUGCUAUGUGCUCUUUGUCCUGCGCCAUCUCCGCGAAGCCAAGGCCAUGGGUGAAAUCCGCAUCUACAUGACCAACUUGACUGUAGCCGAUCUCCUGUUUGUGUGUGCCCUUCCCUUCUGGAUUGGCUAUUACAGACGAUGGGGUGACUGGGUGUACUCAGAUGUCCUGUGCCGACUGACCGGCUCGAUGUUCUUCAUCAACACCUACUGCUCCGUCCUCUUCCUGGGGGCCAUCAGUAUCAACCGCUACUGGGCAGUCACACAGCCUCUGAAUGCAGCCUCCUCUGACCACAGGUGUCGUGGGAUCGCAGUGACCAUCACCAUCUGGGCGCUGACCGUAGCGAUGUCAAUUCCAUCUCUAAUAUCGCCGGGGAUCAAUGUUGAUGAGAAGAACGUGACGCGCUGUUUUGAAGGGUACCACAGGGAAGGCGAUGGGGAGAAGCGAGUUGUGGCGGCCAUCCAUUUCACAAUCAUUGCAGUGUUUUUUAUAGUCUUUAUCCUUGUCGUGGUUUGUAACCUCCUCACUGCUCUUGCGUUGAUGGCUCAGUCUCCGACUCAGUCAGGAUUUAGAUCUGCAACGAUUUUAUCCAACAGGAGCAAUAGCAGCAAGCAGUCUACAAUCAAGAAGCCCAGAGGGGUGAAACGGAGGGCUCUCCGGAUGUUGUGCGCAGUGGUGGGAGUGUUUGUCUUAUGUUUCCUACCCCACCAUAUAAUCCAAGGCCUCUGGACACUUGCAGUAUUGGAGAUCAAAGAGGGCUGGGGCAGCACGGACUGGACCUUGGAGACUCGCCAGGCCCUCAACGAUGCGCAUCAGAUCACCCUGCUUCUUAUGGGCCUCAACUGCAUUUUGGAUCCUGUAGUUUAUUAUUUUGCCACAAGGAAGUUUCGGAAGUUCAUCACAUCCCACGUGAAAAAGAUAGCAAAGGGAGACGCGUGCUCGCAGACGGCCACCUCUCAGAUAUCUCUGGAUAGCAGGAGGGAAGGUGAAAACGUGAGGAUCUGAAAACAUGUAAUAUUUUUUGCCAUUUUUAUUCAAAAAAUGUUCUUGUAUAUAAAAGGCUCUACCUCGCUUCUCUCAUUUGGUUGCUGCUUGAGGAUUACAGAACUGAAAAGUAUUUACUUGCACCUCUGGAGCUGCAAAAGGCCACAGUAGCAAGAUGUAAGACCAGGGAUGGAGGUCGCAUUCUAGCAUUGCUAAUACAAAAGCAUGGCAUUUAAUUAUUCCAAACCACACUCCCGGGACACAUCAGCUAAGAUAUUUAAAUACUGUCCAGUCUACGCUCUUAUUAUGUUGUUGUUUGUUGUUUUUCAGCUGUAACUUGGUGUUGAUUCCUCGAUAACUUGAAUACUGAAUGCCUUUUAAAUAAACUGUUUUUCUUCACAUGCUACCCAUCAUCACACUUCGUCUUUGAGUCAGAGCUGUGGUUUUAAUUGCGCCAUGCCCUCUUGUUCUUCCUGUGUGAAGUACAAGUUGAAAAGCAGAAGUUUUGCAUGUGGAAGUACAAAACCAAAUAUUUCUGUGACCCUUGCCAAAAUAGUGCCAACGACUACUCAAGGG
Molecule: messenger RNA, 1915 nt
Organism: Myripristis murdjan (pinecone soldierfish)
Lineage: Eukaryota; Metazoa; Chordata; Actinopteri; Holocentriformes; Holocentridae
Gene: ptafr
Product: platelet-activating factor receptor
Exons: 2
Coding region: 215-1360 (381 amino acids)
Biological process (GO): G protein-coupled receptor signaling pathway; chemotaxis
Cellular component (GO): membrane
Molecular function (GO): G protein-coupled purinergic nucleotide receptor activity; platelet activating factor receptor activity
Source: RefSeq, a predicted model, not a curated record